CUUGCCACCACCUACAAACUCUAGCUUGGAGUGCUGCUUGAUCUCGACGUCGCGGCAGUCUCGCUUUGAUGUAUUCAUAGCUUUCAUUUAUCUCACUAUAUCCGCUCGUCGACGCAGACUCCUGCCUACGACUUUCAUAUCCCGCAAGUGACUUUUGCCUGUACGCCAUGGACCACCGGAGCACGCUCAGCAUACCCCCGAAAUCUGACGCGUCGCUGGCCGAAUGGACGAGUAAGAUCAAGGAAUUGCAGAAGCAGGUGGACGAGGACGAGGAGGCAGAGACCAGAAGGCUUGAGGCUGAGAUCGCGGCGUCGAGACAGGCUCGCAUGCGUAGGAGCACGAACCUUGGCAGUCGGACGAACAGCGUCGAUCUCUCGCAGAGCACGGUCGCCGCUGCAAUCAGGGCCGAAGACCAAUCUGUGGUCUCGGACGAGCCUUUGACCGCGCUGCAAAAGCAGCGGAACCAGGAUGAUGCCCUCCGCAAGCUCAUGGGAGAGGAUAACAGCCAGAGGGCUCCCAGCCGCUCUCGUGCACCCCCGUCUCCAAAACCUGUAUCUCCUGCACCAGUUUUGGCUAGGCGUCCCUCCUCCCCAAUAUCGCUUGCUGCAUUCAUAGGCGGUCGAGCUACCGGACCUAGACUGACGAAGCAUGCCCCGCAACAAGAUGCCCAUGAUCCAACGCAGUUCGAGCAGCGUACCCACAUAUCUGCUCCGCAUCCAAUAUUUGGCCGUGGAGGCGUAGCGAUGCCCGGUAUGACGGGCAACGGGAAGGCAUCGGUGGUGUCUCGCGCUAUCCGCGAGAAGGAGGCCGAAUCGUCGUCAGGCUCUGCUGCACAGCGAGACCGUCGCACUAGCACCCCCACGGCUGCUGUCUCUACUAUUCCUCUACGUUCGGUGGCGGAGAAGGCCCAGGAGCGCGAGCGCGAGAUCAUCCCGAGCUACACCGGUUCUUCGCAGGCCAACACCAUCCGACAGCGCACCAUGAGCACGCCCACAGGCGCCACACCAGCCAAGACCAGUAUCCCAGAUGAGACAUUUAACACUAAGCCCAAGGCCAAUCCGAUUUCUCGACCACUCUCCCAUUCACCGAACCCAAUCAUCAUUCGUCCCAUCACUCCCAGGUCAAGCGCAGGGUCGAGGUCGCCUGCCCCUCGUCCUUCGUCCUCGGCUUCCACAUAUCCGGCUUCGCCGUCUUCGCCCAUACCCUCCUCCAAGCAAGUGGUGCCAUUGCCUGGUCUUGCACGUCCGAUUCAGCCCACGCCCCGCCAUUCGCUUGGGAGUCCCCAAAUGCCACCUUCGCAGAAUCCCUCGCCGGCCUUCCUCAAGCCACCACCCGAGAAGCAGCCGACGCCCAGUCUGAGCCGCCUGCAAGGUCGUGGUUUCGUGAAGAAAGUGGUUGAGAAGAGCGCGUCGCUCGAGGUCGGGUCGCCUGAGAGCUCUCCGACACCAGAACGCUCCUUCACUCCUUCCGGGAAGAGACAGAGCUCGGUACUCGACCGUUGGCAACAUGGCCCAGGCGGCUCCCCUACUCCGCCGCCCGUGAUCUCCCCAAAGCCCAUGCCUAUGCGCAAGUCCUUCACUGCUGACCCAGCCUCACCUACGACGUCAUCCUAUAGCGUCCCGCUGAAGGGAGAUGACUCUCGCCCAGGCCUCAAGUCCAAGUCGUCGAUGCCUUCCCUCCCGACUAUGUUCACGGGAAGCUCUAUCGGUGCAUCCUCUUCGGUAAGCGAGAGCGGGUACAGUGGCCCAAAGCUUGGCUCAUCCAAGACGGUGAUCACAUUCAUCCAACCCUCGAAGACUGGCGAUCAGCCGCCGAGCGCGUCGCCUCCAUCUGGGCCAGAGGUAGACGAGCUUGGGAUGCGUGUUCGUACGCGAACAAUCAGUGGCGGAUUGGUACAGGAGCGGGGCGAAGCCGGUCUGCCUGUGGACGCACCGAAGGGUCAGCCGCUCAGUCAUCCUACGAAGGACCGUGCAAAGAAGCCGCGCAAAGGGAAGAGCGCCCCCGCCUCAGCACUUGUGUCGAAGUUGGGUUCGAUACGCGAGUCGUCACCGACGAGGAACGAGACGGUUCCGCUGGCGACUGCCCCACACGUGGCCGACAACGAGCGUGCCACGCCGUCGCUUUCCCCGCCCCAGACCUACGGGCCAGUCCGCACGGUUUCCCCGACCUCUCAAGGCCCAGCACCUCCCGCGACGAAAGGUUCGUCGGACUCCUCUGCGUCGAAGCCCAUCAUCCCUCCGAAGCCUUCUCUCGAUGUCGACACGCGUCCUGUGGCGGGCACCCCGGGAGAGACGAUUUCGGUGCCGACGGGCCCCCUCGCGCCUCAUCCAGGCGGACGCAGUCCUGCGAUUACCCCUCCCCACAACACUGCGCAGAAGUCGCCCUCCAGUCCCGCACGCCAUUCACGCAUACCGAGCACGGGCAAUCGUGCGACGGUCAUGGAUGUCGCGCAUGCGUUCACAGAGGCAUUAUCGCGGGAGCCGUCGAUCUCCCCAUCGCCCCCUUCCUCUGUUGUAGAGAGGCAAGCGGUCUCUCCACCAUCCAGCCUCGGCGCAUCUCAUGCUGCUAAGGAGGAAGAAGAGGAAGACUAUACCCCGCCAAGUGUCAGGAACAUGGUCGCUAACUGGGGUCCUCGCAAUACUACUACGCCACCAAAUAAUGGUACAUACGGGGCCACUAAUGGCGCGCACGGAACGAACGGGAGCGCCACACAGACAAUCGUAGCGCCACCGUUGGAGAAGCGUAAGUCAAGUUACGAGAAGUACUCGGCCUUUAUCCUGCCGCCACUUGCUGAGGAGCGGACACCUGUUGCAUCGCCUGCGGGAACUCUGAAGAGUGAAGCUGCCCCUCCACCAGAGGCAUUCGCAGAGGAUGAAGAAGAGUGGGAGCCGCCCGCGAUCGGGGCUAAGGCCCCCGUUGAGGAGUCGAGAGAUGAGCUCGUAGCCGAGGCUUCUCCUGCUCCCGAGAUUGUCGUGGUUGAGUCGGUCAAGCCUGAGCCUCGCGCGGAGACCAUCCAGUUAGUGCAUGACGACCAACCUCUUCCGCACGUCGACGUCGACGCCCUAUACCGCACGUCGCGUCCAACACACGAGCCCAAUUCGGACGUCCGAACGAUUUCCGUCGAGGUUAUGGCUAUCUUAGGGAACUCUGCCACUGCCAUCGGCAAGGACGCCCACGUCUUUUAUGAUUCGGAGCUUCUCGCGGUCAUUCACCGCGCGAAAGUCAAGUCCAGCGGGCUCGUCGCCACGAAGGUCUGGGCGUGGCACGGAAGACGUGCGCAACCCGACGAGCGUGAGUUGCAGAAAGUCCAGGAGCUCGCCCGGAGGUAUGGAACGACGCCGGUGCCGGUGGAGCAAGCUCGGGAGCCACCAGAGUUUGUGUCUGUGCUUGGUGGCACGCUUGCGACGAGGCAGGGUACCCGCGCCCAUUGGAGCCCCGAGAACACUGCGAUGCAUGUCGUACGUUCUCUUCAGGGCUCGAUCUACAUUGACGAGCUCGAUCUCGGCGUCAAGAAUCUCUGCUCCGGAUACAGCUACUGCGUUUCCAUCCUGGAGACCUUCUAUGUCUGGUAUGGACGUGGUUCCACUCUGGCUGAACAAGCGGCCGCACUCGCGUAUGCCAAGACGCUUGCGCCCUCGGAAGAGAACAUUAUUGAACUACCCGAGGACCAGAGCCAGGAUGAAGAGAUGUUCUGGAUGAUGCUCGGGGACGGCGAUUAUGCCAAUGCUGAUUACUGGAAAUGGCGGGCUAGCGCACCUUGUGUCGAUCCGCGCCUUUGGGUGGUAGAUGAUUCCCAAGACGAUGUGAUCCGCUCUGUAUCUGGAUUCCCGGCUCACGCGGAAUUCAAUCGGCAGGUAUACCUGGUCGACUGCAUAUGGGAGCUCUUCGUCGUCAUCGGCAGCGAAGCUCGUGGUCGACGACUCGAGAUUCGUCUCGCGCUCUCUGUGGCAGAUACUCUUGCAAAGAAGGCCUCCGCGACAAGGCCGUUCACACCUCCAGUCCAUGCAUUGGUCUUCCCGACACAGAUACCCACGGACCUCCUCCUUACAUUCCGCGAGCUUCACGAAUCUGACUUGAAUGCUGGAGAUAUUCCGGACCACAUGAAUCUGGUACCUGCCAUCGAAGCAGAUGCUAACUUGAACACGACAUUGUGGACGUCAGCCGCUCUGCAAGACCACACGAUGCUUCCCCUGGGCGUCCACCCAUCGAAUCUGAGCUGAACCUGCUUUUUGUCUAUUGCUACCUCGUCAGCUCAGGCUUGGGCGACCGUUGGCAGUUGUAUCGCGAAGCUAACCAUAUGGAUGUAUGACAGCCAAACCGACAGCCAGUGAAUGCAUUAGAUUACCGCUUCGAACUGUCAGUGCCCAAGUAGCGCGUGAUCGCGUCUUCUCGGUGUGGUCAAGAGACACGUGUCUUGUGCAGUUCCGCGUGCGGCGCAGCCCGUAUGGGUACUGGCUAUCGGGCGCGACAGUCUACCUCCGCUCUACGCUCGUUCGGCUGGCAAGUGAACGCUUCGCAUUGACCCCGACCAUCGAUCAUCGCAGUACCCUGGUCAGCGAACGGCCUCGACCAGAGAAUAAGCCCGGGCCGAUGACCUUUGAUUGGGACCCGAUCAGAAAGAACGCUUCUUGCAAGGUUCGGCCACCCGUCAGCCUCUUCUUGGUCGUACUUGUACCGUCCAGGGAAGCAUGGAGCGCUCCCUUGUUUGGCCGGCUGGACCGCCCUGCCCACCUGGAAGCAACUCCCGAGCGUUUCGCUGUCUUCGCGGUACAGUACCGUGUCGUUCUUGCACUAUAUAUACCCGCGGCAGCAGUUGCAGGCAGAUGAAGAGCCGUCUUGAGCUCUGCGAAACAGCGCUCCCCCUCACUCCUCCUCGUCCAUACCCUCCAGCCGGGGACGCGGGAUGGUGCUCCCCGCAGUGCUGGGCGCGCUCGCGCUCUCUGCGCUGGCCUACGCUGCUCCCUUCGAGAGUGGCGUACAGCCACACAAUCACAAUUUCAGGGCUACGACGGUCGCCGCAAGCAAGAACGCGACCACGAAGCCGCAGCCCGGCGCGAAGCCCGCGCCGUUCUGCUACCCAGCCCUCGGCUUCGUGCCGCCGUUUGAGCUCCCUGAGGACAACACCGAUUGGUGGUGCGAUCCGGCGACGGAGUACGCGUUCGUCGGCUUCAGCUACGAGGUCACGGCCUGCCAGAGCAGGGCUCAGCUCCAUAAGGAGUUUGCGGACAUCCGCUACCACUUCCGCUCUCGCUACGUUCGCCUGUACGGCGCUUGCGACCAAGAUGGCUUUUAGUGCGUAGGUCACCGUCAUGGACUAGGAAGACCAUUUCACGCGUUUCUUGCCAGCGACGACAUCGUGGACGCUGCUUGGGCUAAUGGGCUGGGCGUUCAUGCGCUCGUCUGGUUCGGCUUCAAUCUCGAUGAUGUCUGGAUCUCUCGACGCGACACGCUCUUCGCCGCACUGCACGCGAAUCCCCUGGCGAAGUUUGUGACGCGCGUGGUCCAGUUCGGCUCAGAGCCGCUCUACGACGGCGUCCUGCCCCACGACCAGCUGGCCGAGCAGGUCGUCCUCGCGAAGCAGAACCUGUCGAGCCUGAACAUCCCCGUCACCGUGUCCGAGCUCGCGUACGGGUACCAGGAGCGCGGGGGUGCGCAGGACGUGCUCGACGCUAUCGACUCCAUCAACAUCCACAUGCUGCCCUUCUUCUCGCAGAACGCUUCGACCUCUGACCAGGCAUGGCCUCUGGUCCUGAACGACCUGGAUUGGUUCAUCGCCCACGGAAACGGCAAGAAAAUGUACUUUGACGAGAACGGCUGGCCGUCGGUCACGUCCCCGAGCGUGCAGCCCAACAGCCCAGACGCCGUCGCGGACAUCCCGAACGAGCACGGAUACUACGUCCUCCUCGACCAGCACUGCGAAGACCUCAAGGCCGUCGUGGGGGGCGGCAUCGGCUGGUUCGCGCACAUAUACUCGGACAACCAGGAGCCCGGAUACGGCAUCUACAACUCCUCCGGCCACAUGAAGUUCCCCUUCGCUCCCCGGACGUUCUGCUAGCGCCGGAGAACGGAUAGGCGCCCACGCUCGGCGCUGGAGCGCGAAUGCGACGAAUCCAGAUGACGACGAUGCUCUUGACGACCUACAUACCACGAUGGUGAUGAUCCCCGCGCCUUUGCUGUACUGUUAGCACCGAAAGUGUAAUUGUAUCACGGUCCGCGACGCGUCUGCGAUGUCGAGGAUGUUGAUGAAGCCUCG
This is a messenger RNA of Dichomitus squalens LYAD-421 SS1, 6253 nucleotides long. RefSeq lists its product as uncharacterized. The coding region runs from base 168 to 4220 and encodes 1350 amino acids. NCBI's taxonomy places the organism in Eukaryota, Fungi, Basidiomycota, Agaricomycetes, Polyporales, Polyporaceae. The transcript is spliced from 15 exons. The record is from RefSeq and is a predicted model, not a curated record.